Molecule: messenger RNA, 1379 nt
Organism: Cryphonectria parasitica EP155
Lineage: Eukaryota; Fungi; Ascomycota; Sordariomycetes; Diaporthales; Cryphonectriaceae
Product: putative replication factor C 38K chain
Exons: 3
Coding region: 1-1059 (352 amino acids)
Biological process (GO): DNA repair; DNA-templated DNA replication
Cellular component (GO): Elg1 RFC-like complex; Rad17 RFC-like complex; DNA replication factor C complex
Molecular function (GO): DNA clamp loader activity; DNA binding; ATP hydrolysis activity
Source: RefSeq, a predicted model, not a curated record
AUGGCAUUGAUCGUCGACAAACACCGGCCUAGAUCUCUGGAUCAACUCACCUACCACCCAGAGCUUUCCGAGCGCCUCAAGUCGCUCGCCCAAAGCGGAGACUUUCCACAUCUCCUCGUCUACGGACCCUCCGGCGCUGGCAAGAAGACCCGUAUCGUUGCGACGCUGAAGGAGCUCUUCGGCCCCGGCGUCGAGAAGAUUAAGAUCGACGCGCGCGUAUUCCAGACCACCUCCAACCGUAAGCUCGAGUUCAAUAUAGUUGCGUCCGUAUAUCAUCUCGAGAUCACUCCCAGCGAUGUGGGCAACUACGACCGUGUAGUGGUUCAGGACCUUCUGAAGGAGGUCGCGCAGACACAGCAGGUGGACACGGCAGCGAAGCAGCGGUUCAAGGUUGUCGUGAUCAAUGAGGCGGACCACCUGACGCGCGACGCGCAGGCUGCGCUCAGGAGGACCAUGGAGAAAUACAGCCCCAACCUACGCCUCAUCCUUCUGGCAAACUCGACAGCCAACAUCAUUGCGCCGAUCCGCUCGCGCACGCUGUUGGUACGAGUCGCAGCGCCGACGCAUGCGGAGAUCUGCGAGGUCCUGGCUCUGUCCGCGAAAAGGGAGAACUGGCCGGUGGUGGAGGGCUUGCACCAGAGGAUAGCAGAGGAAAGUGGACGCAAUCUUCGAAGAGCCUUGCUAAUGUAUGAGGCGGUCCACGCGCAGAAUGAAAAGGUUACCAACACAACACCAAUACCACCGCCCGACUGGGAAGCACUCAUUGAACAGAUUGCGAGGGAAAUGAUGCAAGAGCAUACGCCCGCGCAGAUCUUGGUUGUGCGGGCGAAGCUUUACGAUCUCCUCACGCACUGCAUCCCAGCCACAACCAUCCUCAAGACCCUCACGUUCAAGCUUGUUCCCAAAAUCGACGAGGCCUUGAAGGGCGAUGUCAUCAAGUGGUCGGCGUUCUACGAGCACCGAAUCAAGACGGGCACCAAAGUCAUUUUUCACCUCGAGGCGUUUGUCGCCAAGUUUAUGAGAAUCUUGGAGAUUUAUCUUAUGGAGAUGGAUUUUUAGAACACAACAUCUGACACCUGAGACCGCACGCAGUCUUUUCCUUUUGGGCCAGCGGCAGUGGGCAUGGCUUAUGCUCAUUCCUGUCCCUGCACAUGGCAAGGCCGAUACGUUUACAUGAUUAGGUGCUUCCAGCGACGAAUAUGACAAUAUUCACACCGAGGCAAAAGAAAUGGGCUUGGAGCCCUGGGAGAGAUAUCAUUAAAGGCGUUCCGGAUGAGGGAGGGUGUGCAAUGAAUAACAGGGUGGACUUCUGGGGGCAGCGUGCUUCAGUUUCUAGCAUCCGGUGCAGUGCACAAAUCCAGAGCGAACACAGGAACAUG